Molecule: messenger RNA, 980 nt
Organism: Olea europaea var. sylvestris
Lineage: Eukaryota; Viridiplantae; Streptophyta; Magnoliopsida; Lamiales; Oleaceae
Exons: 3
Coding region: 257-952 (231 amino acids)
Molecular function (GO): zinc ion binding
Source: RefSeq, a predicted model, not a curated record
CUCUCUCUCUCUCUAUUUAUGUGUGAAAUUGUGUAAAAUUAUAACACACUAGGGGAGUUGAAAGGGUCACCUAAUCCAAUGCUCAUUGCUUUAUUUGCACAUUAUUCUCUGAGAACUCACAAAUACACAUAAUACAAAGACAGAUAUUAAGCUGCCGAAUUUAACUCAUUGGGGGCUCUCUAAAUGAUUUAAUCUUGAAGCCUUUGAUGCACUGUUUCCUCCUUGAAUCACACAUUUUCGCUUCUGGGUCUACAAGAUGGCGACUUCAGAAAUAUCUCUGGUAGACUUAGAAUGCGGCGGUGGCGGUGGCGGCGGAGGAGGAGACGGCGGCGAGGAGGAGGAGGGUAACGUUUUUUUCUCCGACGCCGAUGAGGGCUCUUGUUACUCUCAGUUUUACUUCACGGUUGAUGGGGAUGGCUCUUAUGAUGAUUACAGCAUUGCCUGUGGCUCUGAGUGCGGUGAGAUUUUGGAAGACGAGGUUUUGGAUUCUAGGAGGGCUUCAUCAGUGGCCGAUUCUGAUUCUUCUGAUUGUUCAGUGGAUAUAGAAAAUGGUGGGAUUGGAGAAAUUAAGGUGCAUUUCGAGAAGGUUGAGAGAGAUUGUAGGAUUUGCCAUUUGAGUUUAGUGAGCAGUAGCCCUGAAUCUGGUGUUGCCAUUGAGUUGGGGUGUUCUUGUAAGGAUGAUUUGGCUGCUGCUCAUAAGCAUUGUGCAGAGACUUGGUUCAAAAUUAAAGGGAACAAAUACCAAAGUUUAGUGAAAAGGAAAGGUAAAGAAGUUUGUGUUGUUAUUGAGGUGAUAGCAAAAGAACUUGCGAAAUAUGCAAUUCAAUUGCAUGCAACGUUGUUGGCCCAAAUAAUACUGAGGGAGCACAGCAAACAAAUGAAACCAAUGCGGUUGGAACAAAUACAUUAUCAACUCCAGCAUCCCUUGCUACCGGCAGUCGAAGUUGCUUAAAUGGUCAUCGGCUUUUGAAUUUUCUUCU